Messenger RNA from Trypanosoma cruzi, 1347 nucleotides. Its product is annotated as amino acid transporter, putative. Gene Ontology annotation, biological process: amino acid transmembrane transport. Bases 1 to 1347 code for a protein of 448 amino acids. The transcript has a single exon. The record is from RefSeq and is a predicted model, not a curated record. Gene Ontology annotation, molecular function: amino acid transmembrane transporter activity. Lineage: Eukaryota; Euglenozoa; Kinetoplastea; Trypanosomatida; Trypanosomatidae.
AUGGGCACCGGGAGUGGCAAUAUUGCUCCCGGAAACGAUCCCGUCGUGGUGCCCCAACUGGGGAGUGAAAAUGGCAGCGGGGUGAAGUGGAGGCGCACGAGCUCCGGAAUGGGUGCCCUGCGUUGUUUCACAAACAUAAUUCCCUAUGGCGGUCUCUUGUCGACGACGUUUAACCUUGCGAGCGCCACGCUUGGUGGCGGGGUGAUCAGCCUGGCCGCGGGCUUUCAGAUGAGUGGUGUCGCCUUCUCCAUCAUCCUUCUUGUCCUGGUGACGGUGUGCACUGUCUAUUCGGUCGGCCUGAUGAUGCAGGCUGUGGAGAUGACCGGCUAUAAUUCAUACGCGGAGCUCUCAAAGAAACUGUUUGGCCGGGGGUGGGACCACUUCACGGUGGUUCUCACGUGGUUGUUCACCUUUGGCACCUGUGUGGGAUAUGUCAUAGCCAUUGGCCGUCUCCUUGAGCCCGUGCUGUCCGAUCCGUCCCUGCCGGAGUUUUGGCGCUCCGAGGCUGGCAAUCGCGCGGUGACAAGUGCAAUCUGGUUUGUGGGCAUGUUCUCGUUGUCACUGCCGAAGGAGAUUAACUCCCUGCGCUACGCCUCUGCUGUCGGGGUAAUUUGCAUCUACUAUUUUAUUGCCUGCAUCGUUGUGCACUCUGUUCAGCAUGGAUUUAGAGGCGGAAAACUUCGUGAUGAUGUCGCCAUGUUCAAGUCGGGCAACGGGGCAAUCGAAGGCCUUUCCAUCUUCAUGUUCUCGUACCUGUGCCACAUGAAUUGCUUCUCCAUCUUUGGAGAAAUGCGCAAGCCGAGCGCGAGGCGCAUGACGCUCCACACAGCCUGCAGCAUGUCUUUGUGUUGCAUUGCGUACAUUGUUGCCGGCUUUUUUGGUUACGCCGACUUUGGGGACGAGGUGACGGACACUGUUCUCGUGUUUUAUGAUGUCCGACGUGAUGUGUUGAUGGCCAUUGCAUACGCAGGAAUUGUAUUGAAGCUUUGCGUUGGUUUUGCGCUGUGCAUGCAGCCCGCUCGCGAUUGCUGCUAUUACAUCAUUGGAUGGGAUGUGGCCACGAUCCCUGCAUGGAGAAAUUGCCUUUUCUGUGGAGUUAUGGCUCUCUGCGCACUGCUGCUCGGGCUCUUUAUUCCCGUGCUGAACACCGUCUUUGGGCUGCUGGGCAGUUUCUGUGGCGGCACUCUCGGCUUCUGCCUGCCGGCGCUAUACCGUAUGUAUUGUGGGAACUGGAGUCUGGGCACCGUGGGAAUCGUGAAUUAUGUUUGCACGUACCUUCUCCUCAUGGCUGGUGUGGUUGCGGUUGUCUUUGGCACAGGGGCCAGCCUGUAUGGUGUGGUUCGGUAA